Salvelinus fontinalis (brook trout) is the source of this 2127-nucleotide messenger RNA. It is a transcript of the gene gdpd1, whose product is annotated as glycerophosphodiester phosphodiesterase domain containing 1. Gene Ontology annotation, cellular component: endoplasmic reticulum membrane. The record is from RefSeq and is a predicted model, not a curated record. The coding region runs from base 213 to 1283 and encodes 356 amino acids. The transcript is spliced from 12 exons. Gene Ontology annotation, molecular function: phosphoric diester hydrolase activity; phosphatidylcholine lysophospholipase A1 activity. Lineage: Eukaryota; Metazoa; Chordata; Actinopteri; Salmoniformes; Salmonidae. Gene Ontology annotation, biological process: glycerophospholipid catabolic process; N-acylethanolamine metabolic process.
GUAUGGCAACCGCCGUUAAACCUCAUCAAAUAAGAAGAUUAUGACAUCUGUCGUUGAAGCGAAGAUUGUUCUGUCUGUGGUUGCAGUUGUAGCUGUAAUAGCGUUCAGCAGACAGGACUUGCAUAAACCUUGGCGUUCACCGGGCAGAAGUUUCCACAUAUCCAGAAGAAAAGUUAGUUUGCUGUCAAAGUUGAGCUAAAGGAGAAUCAGAGAUGUGUGCUGCUCUCUACGUGCUGUCUACGGUGAUGGGGUAUGUGCUCACCUCUGCCUUGUUAUUGAAAUGCCCAACACUUCUGCAUCGGCGGAAGAGAGAGCCAUUCCUGAGCAGACACAUAUCCCAUCGUGGAGGGGCAGGUGAAAACCUGGAGAACACCAUGGCAGCUUUCAAGCAUGCAGUGGACCUUGGCACUGACAUGCUGGAGCUGGACUGUCACAUGACCAAGGACGAGCAGGUGGUCGUGUCACACGAUGCCAACCUGGAGAGGUCGACUGGCGUCAGUGCCCACAUCUCUGACGUGGCCUACGCCGAUCUGCCUCCUUACCUGUGCAAGCUUGGUGUGACUUUCCAGAGAGAAUGCGUCUGUGAGGGAGGGGAUGACAAACGCAUUCCUCUCCUCAGGGAUGUGUUUGAGGCCUUCCCUAAGACCCCUGUCAACAUUGACAUCAAGGUCAACAAUGACACCCUUAUCAAGAAGGUCUCUGAGCUGGUUGUGAAGUAUGACAGAGAACACAUCACUGUUUGGGGCAACUCUAGCAACCAGAUUGUGCAGAAGUGUUACAAGGAGAACCCUCGUAUCCCAGUGCUGUUCAGCAUGCGCAGGGUUCUAAUGCUGGUGGGUCUCUUCUACACCGGCCUUCUGCCAUUUGUGCCCCUCAAAGAGCAGUUCCUGGAGAUCCCCAUGCCCUCCAUCGUCACUAACACAAGGUGUACCUGUGUAAUGACCAUGCUUCUUGAAAUGCCACACCUGUCCCGUGGAUGGAUUAUCUUGGCAAAGGAGAAAUGCUCACUACCAGGGAGACAUCUUAUGAGGGAUCCUGAUAAGAUGACCAAGAGUCAGCAUGUCAUCACCUGGCUGGCAGAUACCCUGCUGAUGAGAAGAGCUCUGUUCAAUCACCUAACAGCAAGGGGAAUACAAGUUUAUGUCUGGGUGCUGAACGACGAGAAGGACUUUAAGAGAGCCUUUGACCUGGGAGCCACAGGGGUCAUGACCGACUACCCCACAAAGUUGAGGGACUUCAUGGAGAAGAAUGGCACUGCUAAAUCACUAAAUAAACUAGACUGAAUGAUCUGCCAAAGUUGCCACUUCCCCACCACUAAAGCCAACUGAUUUGUCAAACCAUCUCCAGACUCCAUGUAGAUACAGUACUGUUUGAACACUACCACAGGCAGCUAAGAUUAUUUGGCCCUUUGUCCUGCACGUCAACUGGGCAAUACGCCUUGUUAGUGAAUCUACUUUUACAGUAAGGUUUUGUUAUGUUGUUUGAUUUAAUUUAACAUGGUCAGUUCAGAUGUUAAUCGUAGUUGAGGGAUAUUUGAUCCAAGAAGUGGUUCAAUAUUCAAGUAUGUCGUUGUAUUUUGCUGUUUGACAGAUAAUGCACACAUCUGUCUUAUUCAAGACUUAUUUCAGUGCCAGUCUGUUUGUGCUAUAAUGCCAUCUCCAUUGCUCAUAGUUGAGCCUAACAUGGCAUGACAAUGAGUGAAAAGGAGUUGGCAUGAUAGCAAAAAUACUGGCAUUACAAUUAGUCUUGAAUUCAUGUAAUAGUAAAGUGAUAAUUAUUUUCACCUGCAGAAUCAAUAGAAUUGUAAGUGUUUUAGUUUUUGCAAUUUUAGAUUUAAACUUUUUUUAGUUAUUUAAAUAUUGAUUGUAAAAUUGUAUUGAAAUAUGAAAUGCAUUUGAAGUUUGGUCGUGCUGUAAAGACAACUCUCCAGAAAGGUGCAUAGACUUGUAUAAAACACGGGAAAGGGAUAGAUGUGUACAGUUACUGGAGUUAGAACAGGUGACCUAUUGAAAGGGCAACAGUCAUAUCAGGGAAAGAUGUUUAAUCAGAAGGAAGCCAUGGAAAAUGUAUGACAAUUCAAAGUGUUAGAAUGAAUGAUUAAAGUGAUUUUCUGGAUGUUUUGAAUAA